GGCCGGGGCGGGGCGAGCCAGUGACAGGAGAGGCCGGGCAGGGCUGGUACUUCUGGCACCCUGGCCAGCGGGGCGCGCUCCAGAGACUCCAGUCUGUGGCAGCGCGGCCGAUCUCCGGACGGCCCUCGGGUGGCGACCGCUGCCUCGCGUUUCACGCUUGGCCUCCUCCGGCGGCCGUCCCGGAGGCGGGAGUUGGCGACGGGAUGUGCUCGGCCGGGGAGCUGCUUGGUGGCGGCGGCGGUGGCGGCGGCGGCGGCAGCAGCGGUGGGGAGCGCGACGAGGACGGGGACGCGCUGGCGGAGCGGCCGGUGGCGGGGACAGAGCCGGAUUCCGGAGCGAGCCCGCGCCGACGCGGGCAGCGUCCGCUGGAGGAGCGCGAGCAGGAUAUUGAAGAAUCACAAAGUCACACUGGCGAACCUGUUGGAGAUGACUACAAAAAGAUGGGAACACUUUUUGGUGAAUUGAACAAAAGCCUCAUCGAGAUGGGCUUCACAAGGAUGUAUUUUGGAGAACGAAUUGUGGAACCAGUAAUAGUCAUGUUCUUUUGGAUAAUGCUGUGGUUCCUUGGCUUACAAGCCCUUGGACUAGUUGCUGUUGUUUGCCUUGUCAUUAUUUAUGUGCAACAGUAAAAUAUGGCCAAAUAAGCUGUUGUUUCACAUUUGGUAGCCGUAUAUGUAUUGGUGAAGUUAUAUAUUUCACUACAUGAAAGCUGAAAAGUUUGCCUUGUUUCAAAUUAUGUGCUGUUUUGUAAUUAAAUUUAUAAGUGGAAGUUGUUUAAAACUAAACUCAACUCUUGAUUAUCACAGGGUUGAAUAUACAUUUGGUAGCUUAUUCAAAAGUCUUGUUUUAUUACUGUGAUCUGUGCCCACUUUUAAAAACCCCACCUUAUUCCCAUUGUCAAUCUUAACACACCAAAAAGUGAGCAGGGAAAAUAACAGGAUAUGGAAUUCAAACCAGGCAAUACAGAUCUUGUAAAGAAUUCCAGUAAAACAUUUUAGAAGAAAAAGGAUGGAACAAGGAGCUAAAACAAAGUUUUAAUGGGAGAAUUGUCCCCACCCAUACCCACCAAAUAACCCCUUACUAUUUGGGAAAUAAUUUGGAUAUCUCUGUUCCUGCUCAGCCCAAACCAAUAUAAACGUAAUUACUAUACACUACCUUAAUAUUGUGAUGAAAAUCAGUAAAGCUAGGACAUUUUCUAAAGAUUGAAAAGGAUUUAUUUAUUAUGACUGAUUAAAGUUAAAUGUAUCUUUUUUAUCGUGUAACAUUUGGGUCUGGAAUCACUUCAGUAUAUCAUUUGAAAUUUUAGACAAUUUUGGUGCUAAUUACCUUUUGUGAAUUUUUUAAGACUCUUAAGCCAUGUCCAUAGCUGGCUGCACCCCAUGGUAAUGUUAUGUUUUCUUGUAUCUAACAAGUUGUGUAUUUUUUUCCUAGAGAGACAUUUUCCAUGUAUUUUUUUCCAGAAAUUUACAUUUUAUAGUUCUUUUAUAAC
This is a messenger RNA of Lontra canadensis (Northern American river otter), 1489 nucleotides long. It is a transcript of the gene FAM241A, whose product is annotated as family with sequence similarity 241 member A. Gene Ontology annotation, cellular component: intracellular membrane-bounded organelle. Lineage: Eukaryota; Metazoa; Chordata; Mammalia; Carnivora; Mustelidae. The record is from RefSeq and is a predicted model, not a curated record. The coding region runs from base 204 to 629 and encodes 141 amino acids. The transcript has 2 exons.